UGUAGGGGUGGACGUCUCUGAGUACGUAGUUGACUUGCAUCUCCCUCGUUUCCUUAUCCUUCGAGCUCGGGGCGCUGCAGAGGUCUCCUCCCAUGGCGGCGUUUGAGCAGCAGAUGGACGCCCAACGCCGGGAUCUGCUGUACCACCUCGCCGUCCUGAACGAGAAGGUGCAACAGGUGCAGUCCCUCGUGGGCCUCGUCGUCUCGCCCGAGCUCCUGCGGCAGGAGCCCCUGGAUGCGGUGGUGUCCGGCGCCCGUAGCCUGGUGCAGGAGAUUAUCGUCGCCGCCUCCUCCAUGAUGCACGCCUUGCAGCAGCAGCAGCAGCAGCAGGAGGAGGAGGAGAAGGACGAGGAAGAGGAAGAGGAACAGGAGAACGAGGCGGUCGGUUACGAGGCCACCGGCGCAGCUCUAGACCACGAUCUCCACAGAUUAUUAGAUGGAGUCCUCGAGUGCAGCGUCGGCGGGGAGGGCGGAUCGCGGUGCGAGAUCGUCGAGGUGGACGCGGCGGAUCUGCUGGCCAAGUACACGCACUACUGCCAGGUCUGCGGCAAGGGGUUCAAGCGCGACGCCAACCUGCGGAUGCAUAUGAGGGCGCACGGCGAGGAGUACAAGACGAUCACCGCCCUGGCGAAGGGCGCGCCACCACCAGCUGCAGGGGCGGCGAGGAGGUACUCGUGCCCGCAGGAGGGGUGCCGGUGGAACAGGAAGCACGCCAAGUUCCAGCCGCUGAAAUCGAUGGUGUGCGUGAAGAACCACUACCGGCGGAGCCACUGCCCCAAGAUGUACGUGUGCAAUCGGUGCAACCGCAGGCAGUUCGCGGUGCUCUCCGACCUGCGUACCCACGAGAAGCACUGCGGCGACCUCAGGUGGAUGUGCUCCUGCGGCACCACCUUCACCCGGAAGGACAAGCUAAUGGGCCAUGUCUCCCUGUUCUUGGGCCAUACACCACUCCCCAAUUGCCUCGCCAAGUGAAGCGUAUCCAUCUUAAUUUCUCAUAUGUAAUAUAUGAUAGAGGUAGAUUUUGAUGUACUAUGAUAUUGAUGUUGAUGAGGUUGGAUUGUUAUGGAGA
Molecule: messenger RNA, 1068 nt
Organism: Musa acuminata AAA Group (dessert banana)
Lineage: Eukaryota; Viridiplantae; Streptophyta; Magnoliopsida; Zingiberales; Musaceae
Product: protein SENSITIVE TO PROTON RHIZOTOXICITY 2
Exons: 1
Coding region: 93-971 (292 amino acids)
Biological process (GO): response to acidic pH; response to aluminum ion
Source: RefSeq, a predicted model, not a curated record